Bacillus rossius redtenbacheri is the source of this 4563-nucleotide messenger RNA. RefSeq names its product opsin, ultraviolet-sensitive-like. The record is from RefSeq and is a predicted model, not a curated record. Gene Ontology annotation, biological process: cellular response to light stimulus; G protein-coupled receptor signaling pathway; phototransduction. Gene Ontology annotation, molecular function: G protein-coupled photoreceptor activity. Lineage: Eukaryota; Metazoa; Arthropoda; Insecta; Phasmatodea; Bacillidae. The coding region runs from base 145 to 2736 and encodes 863 amino acids. The transcript is spliced from 4 exons. Gene Ontology annotation, cellular component: plasma membrane.
UUGGUCUUUGUCAUUCCAACGAGAGUCAAAAGCGACGAGUGUAAUCAUCCGACGAAAGCUCACAGAAAUUCCACUGUUAGAGCGCACGCCUUGGUGAACACGAUAGGUUGUUUUUGUUCGCAGGAAAAUGUCACAGCAAAUUACAUGUUAUCUACCGCACAAAAGCGACCCAUAGUUUUGUUCGCAACAAGAGCGGUAAAAAAAUGCAAUAAUGUUCAUCAUGAAAAAGUGCAUGCGCAAAAUAUAAACAGCAGUUUUGCAACUGGUGGAAAAUCUUCAGAUAUAGUGCUAACACUGAAAAAUAAUAACCCCCUGAAGACUGCGGAAUAUAUUCAGAAAAGAACGCAAUAUCCGUCGAAGGAGGUGGGAAGACAGGAGGAAGAUAAUCUGCAAAGAAGCACCACUGAGCCAAGCGUGAUUGCCUCAUUAAUCUGCACAGCAGAGGGAGAAUCAGGCGGGACAAGUCUGAGGAUUAACAUCGAGCAGCCUUCCGGCACUGAAGGUGGAGAAAUCUCAACAUGGCUGAAAAAAGUUCGUAGUAAGGCACGGUUUAUCAAUGUCCAGAUUUCUGCCAAGAAGAAAGUUGAGAGCUUGCCAUCUGGUGUUCAUCGCGUCACGUGGAUUUCCCACCAGCUACGCGGAAACCAAAUCGUUUUCUCUCUCGAAUGUACCGCAUCACGAGCUCAGCGUAGGAACAAAUCGAUAAAAAAAAAUCACGCCAAAGGAAACAUGAUGCCAGGCUCGUUAUAUCGAGCGCGCAGACGCGUCUCUGCCGAAGGCAAUCUAAGAGAAGCUAUCUUCCACGGAACAGCAGACGGAACUCAGUUUCUGCGCACAAAGGAGAGCGGCUCGCCAGUCACGAAUGCUACGGAGAAUGAUUACAAAGAAGCAGACAACCAAAGGGUAUCAUCCUCCGGGCGUGAAGUAUCUUCUUCUGGUGCGACUGCGGCGAGCUCGUCGCAGGGCGCGGGGACAGACGCGGUGCAACUCACCGCCAGCAGCUUGGGAGCUACUUCGGACGGGCCACCGGGGACGAGAGACAACCUCCAGUCUGCCACGACGGGGUCGCCGCCGCAGACACCCCAGGUCCUCUCGAGAUGGACGCCGAGCACGAGGGCAGGAAGACCUCCUGGACCCGGAGCGAAGGUAUUCGACGACGGCGCCGGAGCAGCCACGCCGGGCACGGACUCGGCGAGCUACAGCCGCGGGCAGUCGGAGACCCAGAGGUCCUCGGGAGAGUCGACGGAAGCCCCGCCCCCGGAGGACGAGUGGAACGCCACCUUGCGGAGGUUCUCGGAGGCGUGGCCGGUGGGUUCCUGGGAGGCGGGCGGCCUCUUCACCGCCGACUUCCUGCGCCGCGUGGACCGCCACUGGCUGCGGUUCCCGCCGCCCAGCGCCGCCGCCUACUACGCCAUGGCGGCCGUGUACUCGAUGGUGGUGGUGGUGGGAGUCGUCGGCAACCUGCUGGUCAUCGCCAUGUUCACCAGGUGCCGCAGCCUGCGCACGCCCGGCAACAUCCUGGUGGUGAACCUGGCCGUGAGCGACUGCCUGCUGGUCGGCGAGACGUCCAUGCUCAUAUACAACAGCCUGCACCGCGGCCCGGCGCUGGGAGACGUCGGCUGCCAGGUGUACGGCUUCGUGGGCGGGCUGGCGGGCACGGUGUCCAUCUGCUCGCUGACCUUCAUCGCGCUGGACCGCUACCACGUGAUCGUGUACCCCCUGGACGCGCGCCGCCGCACGGGCCACACGCAGGCGCUGCUGUGCGUGUCGCUGGCGUGGCUGUACGGCGCGCUGUUCGCCGGCCUGCCGCUCACGGGGCUGGGCGUGGGCCGCUACGUGCCCGAGGGCUUCCUCACCAGCUGCAGCUUCGACUACCUCUCUCAGGAUGCGAUGAACAGGAACUUCAUACUGGCGUUUUGCGUAGCAGCCUGGGUCCUGCCGUUCUGCAUCAUCUCCUACUGCUACGCCCGCAUCUGCGUGGCGGUGCUGAAGGCCCGGCACUCGGGCCAAGGCUGGCUGGACGACUCCUCCAAGCACUGCAAGGAUCAAGAGAAGCACAGGCUGGAGCUCCGACUGGCCACCGUGGUGCUCGCCGUGGUGGGGCUGUGGUUCGUGUCCUGGACCCCGUACGCCGUGGUCGCCCUCAUGGGCGUGCUCGGCCUGCACGCACACAUCACGCCUCUGUCCUCCAUGCUGCCGGCCGCCUUCUGCAAGACCGCCAGCUGCGUCGACCCGUUCGUGUACGCGGUGACCCACCCGCGCUUCCGCCAGGAGCUGCUCGCCAUGACGGGGCUCGGCUGCGAGGUGCGGGCCGGCAGGAGGAGGGCCAAGAAGAAGAAGAAGCUGCGGGCGGUGACGGCCGCGGAGUCCCGGGACCCCCACCGGGAGUCCGACGUCGAGGAGAUCAUCAUGGUGGGGGUGCUGGGCUGCACCGUGCGCAGCACCCAUACGUCGAGGGCAUACGCUUCUUCGUCGUCCUCCUCCUCCUCGUCCUCGUCAAAGCUCUCUCUUCACGAGGGCGGUGAAACAUCUGCGCCACAGGAUGUUGCAGAAGCUGGCAGGGCAGAGCGCAGAAACUCGCGCAAGAGACCUUAUCUUACCAGAGGCAACCCUUCUCUCAGUUUCGAAGACACGACUGCAGGUUUCGCACUUCCGAGUUGGUUCGUCUCACCGAAACCAAGAAAAAAUCGUUCCACAAGCCUUAGGCACAAAGACAGAGAAUCAGAAGAUUGUUGAUUAAACCUUUUCGUAACUGAGAAUCCACUGUCAGUGGCCUAGUCAAAUUUUUUUACUGCUUCAAAACAAAAUACUGAUUAUUUUACACAUGUAGUAACAAAAUUAAAAAAAAAAAAAAAAAAAAAAAAAACUUGGAAAAUAAUAGGGGGAUGUAAGACAAGUAAUUUUAGUUGGCAUAUCCGAAGUCACAUAGCCAUUAGACAAUUCCGUUCAGAAAUGCCAUGCCCCAAAUGUAGGCAGCUCUUCAGCUAUAUUUACACGGAAAUGAAUACUAGGUGCUAUGACGUUACAAGAACAGCACCAAUUUGCAAUUCAUUAGUGCAUACUGACACAAGAAUAUGCAGGCAGUUUAAAACGUUGGUCAUGUCAGCUUACCCUUACGUAUAUUCCAUGCCAAUAAAAAAAUACAUAUUACUCAUCUUACUACCCCCUAUUAUCCCUAUGUGUUUAUUUAACAAAUUCAAUUACUUCUAACCUAAUUCAUGAAUAAGUGUAUAGUACAGAAACAGCAAUUAGCUGAUGGCUGCAUAUUUGUUGAUCAGAAAAAAUACAGAUUCCUAAGCUGCUCAGAUAAUUUGAUUUUUAAAAUGGUAAAGUUUCUGUUACAUUAUUUUUUCAUUUAAAAGAAAAAUCUUUCACGAGAAGUUAAUUGUUUAGCCUGUUAAAAACAAUGAAUUCAAAAGAUUUAAGAAAUAGAUGUAGCACAAUCCAUCAAAAUGUUUUACAAGCAUUAAAUAAAUAAAAACUAAGAAAAGAACUGCAAAGAACCAAGAAUGAGACUCUACCUUAUCUACAAAAGUUUUCCACACUUACAUAUUCUUGGUAUAUAUUUAUUUAUUGCUCUUUUUUUUUCUGUAAAUAUUUAUGGUAAUGAUUUGGAUUCAAAUAUUAGAAAAUUUGUUUAGCUUUUUAAAGUAUUUAUGUAAAUAGUUUUAUUUUAGUUCUGAUUACACCAGAUGUAAUAAAAAAGUACAAGAAGUUUUAAAACAGGACAGUGUCUUUUUUUUUUUACAAAAGAAGUGUAUUGUAUAGUGCGCUGUACAGAGGUUUUGUUUAUAACCUUAUAAGAUGGUUCACCGAAUAGAGAUUUGGCUGUACACAGUGUAAAGGUAACAAAACAUUGAGAUUGUAUUUUUGUUUACAGCCACAAAAAAAAGCUGAAAUAAGAUUAUUUUUUUAACUCUAUUUUUAUAAUAAAUAAAUGCAAAGAAACAAUGACUAGCUAGAGAUGUAAGUCUUAUAUAAGGCUGAGUUAUUUAGAAAAACCGUACGUUGAUGUUAUAAGUGUUUACUGUGAUAUGAGCAGGUACAUUUUGCAGGUUCAAAAUGGUAAUUUUUGGGCAGACAUUUUUUCCAAAACUUAAAAGGAGACUCAUUUUGCUGAAAUAGUAAACUGACAUUUAAAAAAAAAUGCAUCCAAACUGAGAUGUAAGCUGGACGUGAGAAAAGACUUUGCUAAUGAUCAGAGCUUUCCUUCAAAUGUUUGUUUAGUAAUGUUUUCAAUAAUGUCCUAGAUAAAACCCGCUCAUAAAAUAUUUUCCUGGAUUUGCUAAAUGCAAAACAAUUCAAAAUAAACAAGAAAAAUUUUGAAGCAUCGGCAAAAAACAUUUAAUAUUGUCACAUGGAACUGUUAAAUAAUAGGUUACAAUUUAAAGACUGUUUGAAAAAUUCAGUGGUAUUAUGAAGUUGACUGCAUUUCAGAGGAAGCAUUCCACAUUUGUUCUUUACAUUUUGGUGUACUAUGAUCUCAUGUACUACACAAUGCUGUUUUUAAUAAAGAGUAUCAGAUUUACUGUUACCUAUACCUUGAGAAUAAAUUAAAUGUGU